Molecule: messenger RNA, 1718 nt
Organism: Microplitis mediator
Lineage: Eukaryota; Metazoa; Arthropoda; Insecta; Hymenoptera; Braconidae
Exons: 1
Coding region: 681-1679 (332 amino acids)
Biological process (GO): DNA recombination; DNA integration
Molecular function (GO): DNA binding
Source: RefSeq, a predicted model, not a curated record
UGACAUAUAUAAUUGGAUAAUAAAUUUAUCUUCAUAUAGUGUUGAACUUCCAAUAACCUCUAAAUCACUAGUACUGAAAAUCUAAUGAUACCAGCAGUCUUUCUUACCGUAAUUAAAUAUUAUUUAAGCUAUGUACAAUAUUUUGACAAACUACAGCUUAAACAAAAUUAUAAAUAAAAAAGAUGUCGACUAAACUAUCUUACCAAUAAGAAAAUUGUAAUAAGUUCUGAACUUGUAAUUGUAAAAAAAAAUAAUUAAUAAAAAUUACUAGAGAAACAGCCGUCUGUAAGUUAUUGAAAUUUAUGAAAUCGUUCUUGCAAUGAUUAAACUCAUGAAUGAACUAUAUAGGCUAGGAUAGCUUAACUGGAAGACCACUCGGUACGUAAUCAAAAUGGUCUGGGUUCGACUCCCAGUUCAGACCGUCGUUAUUUUUCUCAAUUUAUCUAUAAGCUUUUCAUUGAGAAGAUUUUUUCCUUACCCUGUCCCAUCCCCUCCUAUCCUAAUUCUUCUUCGUCAUAACACGAAAGUGUGGAAUGCUUCAUAUAUAUAUUUUCAUAUAUGUGUGUAAGUUACCUUGACUUAGGUUUCAUUUUAAUAAUCAAAAAAUAAUUUAAUUUUCUUGAAACUAUAUUGUAGUUGAGAAUAUUUAUCAUUAGACUUAGGCUUAGUUACAAAUCGAAAUGAAUAUGAAUCAUAAUUCAGAUGCUCGAAUUUUGAUGCCAGAUUCUAAACCUACUGGUUCAAGUGUAGACCAAAAUCCGUAUGUGAAUGAAUUAAUUUAUCAUAAAUCAACAUUAAAAACGCAUAAUGCCCAUCUUAAAAAGCUCAAAAAGCUCAAUAUCGAUCCUUUGUCUCUGACAGACAACAGUAUUUUGAAUAAAUUGAUGGAUAUUAAAAAAUCAGGAUCUAACGGAAAAGAGCUUUCAAUUCAUUACAUAAACGGAAUUUACGCCACCAUAAAACGCAUCCAACCGUCUUUGACAAAAUCACGUCGUGAUUUAGGACUCAGGUCGAAAAAUUCCGGAAAGUCAACUAAACGUACUACAGAUGUAUUUAUUGGCACGAAAAAUUUGUUGACUACGAUUGUAGAAGAUGUGAAACGUCUGAAUACUGCAGAAUCUUAUAAAGCAGAAUCAAGACGGAUAAUCGACACUAAAAUCGCAAUUGUGUUGACUUUAUUAACGAACUUGAGAUCAAGUGAAUUAUUACAAUUACAAAUAAAACAUAUUGAUUUGAUAAAAAGAGAGCUUCCAUUGUCUAUACGGACGAAACAUCGUAAUACGUCAAUUAAAAUUUUGAAGAUGGCUAAAUUAUUUGAUGUUCUAUACCCUAAAGUCAUCAAAAUGGCUUUAAGUCGGAAUGGCUUAUACACGAAAUCAUUGGAUACUGAUUUUGAAAAUCAGAUAAAAAACAAUCCAGUAAUUCAGAAUACAUUUUUAGUCUCAUGUAAAAUUGAUACAAUUAAUAAAGUCAUGCGUCAGAUUUAUGAGAAAGUAAACGGUCAGCAACCUUCCAUGGCUUUGGGUCUAAAAUCGAUUCGCUCUCUAAAUACGACUAUUAUGAUUAACCAUAAAGAACUAUUAUUAGCUCAAACACUAAAUAGACACAAAGACGUUAAUGUUACUCUUAAACAUUACAAUUGUUCGAGUUUCGAAGAAAAAAUAGCUGGUGCAUACUAGAAAUAACUUAAUGUGUCCUUUCUGUUGUCUUUUAACGAA